This is a messenger RNA of Vanessa atalanta (red admiral), 1803 nucleotides long. RefSeq lists its product as uncharacterized. Gene Ontology annotation, molecular function: nucleic acid binding. Lineage: Eukaryota; Metazoa; Arthropoda; Insecta; Lepidoptera; Nymphalidae. The record is from RefSeq and is a predicted model, not a curated record. Bases 1 to 1803 code for a protein of 600 amino acids. The transcript has a single exon.
AUGACAAUCACGGGAUGCCGUAUACCCCUAUUCAGAAAACCCCCCCUUGUUUGGCCUACAAAAAUUAUAACGGACCAGUAUGCAACCAAAAUUUCUCCUGCCAUGACACAAGUAAUUCUCGAACUAGUGGAUCAAAAUAUUCUUCAAGAAGUCCGGGCAAAAUCUCCAAGUUUCAUCUCCAAACUUUUUCUCCGGAAGAAAAGCGAUGGAUCGAUGCGCCCAAUAUUCGAUCUCCGGGAACUAAACAAAUAUGUAAAAACAAAACACUUUCACUUGAUUUCCCAUACAGAUGUGCCAGACUUUCUCCAACCUGGAGACUGGAUGAUAAAGAUCGACAUUUCGCAGGCUUAUUUUCAUGUCCCUAUGGCAAAAUCACACAGACCCUUCCUCAGAAUCAGUUAUCAGAACCGUAUUUACGAGAUGACGUGCCUACCUUUCGGUCUAGCUUCUGCUCCGCACCUUUUUUCUUCCAUCACAUGCUGGGUCGCGGAGACCCUGCGUGCGAAAGAUUGUCGAGUGCUAGUCUAUCUAGACGACUUUCUUCUGGUGCACCAAGACCGAACCAAGUUAAGUCUUCAGGCCGCGGAGGCCGUGAGACACUUGGAAGUGUUGGGUUGGAAAGUGAAUUUCCAGAAAUCGGUCCUAACUCCAACACAAGACUUGGAAUAUUUAGGGAUACGAUGGCUAACGGCCAAGAACAAAAUGGUCUUACCAAAUCAGAAAAUAAAAUGCAUCAACAGCGCCCUAGAACAGAUUAUGCAAAAGCCACACAUGAGUCUACGACAAUUACAAACAAUUUUGGGGCAGCUGAACUUUGCCAACUUUGUAAUUCCACGGGGCAGACUACACUGUCGCAAUUCCCAAAUAUUCUUGCGACGCUUCGACAAGAAACUACCCCGUCAAGUGCAACGUAUCCCUCAGAAUGUUUAUCGAGAGAUGGUGUGGUGGCGCGGAGCCACACAUCACUCGUUACCGAUACACAAAAAACCAGCUACCCACUUCCUUGCAACGGAUGCCUCAGACGUGGGUUGGGGCGCUCAACUGGAUGGGAAAGUGAUGUCAGGGAGCUGGUCACUCUACCAAAGGAGGUGGCACAGCAACAAAAAAGAAUUAUUCGCCGUUUUUGCGGCUAUCAAAAUGAACUCAAAAAUAUUAGUAAAGUCACAUGUACUGAUCCAAUCCGACAAUCGAACACUGAUAGCGUAUAUCCGGAAAGAAGGCGGAACCAAAUCUUUAGCGUUGCUGGAACUGACAUUCAAACUUCUCCAACUAGCGGACAAAUUCAAAAUAACGCUGUCAGCAUAUUACCUCCCGGGGAGGUACAACAUAAUCGCGGACAGAUUAUCUCGAGGAAAACAUCCGGCAGAAUGGCACCUGAUAGCCGAUGCGACAGCGGAAGUCUUCCAAAAAUGGGGGUAUCCCGAAAUAGAUCUGUUCGCGUCAAAAAAUACAGCUGUUGUACGAAACUACGUAUCAAUAGACUGCAAAGAUCGAUCGGCAUGUUAUACAGACGCCUUCAGCAAACCUUGGAAUUACCGGGUUGCCUGGGUUUUUCCACCUCCCAGCCUAUUACCCAGAGUGUUAGCUCAUCUGAACAACGCCAAGGGAACUUAUCUUGUAGUGGCCCCAGACUGGCCUCAGGUGUUCUGGCUACAAGACCUGAAAUCGAGGGCACUAGAGCCACCGCACGAGCUACAGAACCUCUCGGAAGUGCUCAUAGAUAUGACAACAUCGCAACCUCCUCCACAAGUGCAAACAUUAGCCCUGAAGGUCUGGAAAAUUGGGGGUGGGGCGAACAAAUAA